This is a messenger RNA of Eimeria maxima, 1572 nucleotides long. Its product is annotated as MYST-family histone acetyltransferase-A, putative. Bases 1 to 1572 code for a protein of 523 amino acids. The record is from RefSeq and is a predicted model, not a curated record. Gene Ontology annotation, biological process: regulation of DNA-templated transcription. Gene Ontology annotation, molecular function: histone acetyltransferase activity. The transcript has 9 exons. Lineage: Eukaryota; Apicomplexa; Conoidasida; Eucoccidiorida; Eimeriidae.
AUGAAGCGCACUGCAACGAACAGCAGCAGCAGCAGCCUUGGCAGCUGCAGUGAUACCUCUGGCCCCCCUCAGAAACUUCAGUGCCUCGGCAGCAGCGGCAGCAGCUGCAGCAACAGCUCUAGCGUAAGCCGGCAGAUUUCCGUUGUAGAUGGGUCCUGUCCCAUUGCUGCUGGUGGGCCUUCGCAGGCUACAGGAAGCACAGCAGCAUCAGCCACAGGAGCAGCAGGUGUUGCUCGCAGCAACAGCAGCAGCAGCAAUAAGGUUAAAAGCGUUGGGCCCAAAGGAGGGAAGCAGCUAAACCCUGCGCGUUUUACAGAUACUUACGCCCUCCAGUUUCCCAACGCUCUAUCAGCAAAGGCGAUUGUGUGGGCAAAAGAUCCAGUCACACAAUUCUGGAGGCCCUGCAAAAUUAUACAUGCCAGGCCGAAUGCGGAGCGCCGUGCAGCAGCAGCAGCGGCGGCAACAGCAACCGCACCUGCCUCAAUAGGAGGAGCCGCAAGAAAAAAAGGCCCGUUUCCCUUGCGGGGUGCUGCAGCUGCGGCAGCAGCGGCUGCUGCUGCUGCCGCUGCACCCUCGCAGCAGCAGCAGCAGCAACCCCUGGGUGACAGCAGCAUUGCAGCAGAUUCAGCAGCAGGUGUUGCUGGCAGCAGCGGCAGCAACUGGUUUGAAGGAAGCGCUUUCGCGGAAGCAGCAACAACCCUUAAACCUAGUGACUAUGACUACUAUGUUCAUUUUCUGGGCCUCGAUAGACGGUUGGAUUGCUGGCGUUGUUGGGGAGAUUUGAGGGAAACUCGCGAAGAAUUGCCGGCGGAUUCUCCAGUGGCAGAAGAAGAAGAAAGCGAGGCGGAUGAUGAACAUGCAGGCUUAGAUGAGGAUUAUUUACGUGAACAUGAGGAAGCAACACGUUUAAAGACUGUAGAGAGAAUUUCCAUUGGUCCUCAUCUAGUUGAUUGUUGGUAUUUCUCUCCUUAUCCUGCAGAAGUACAAGAUGUACCUGUUCUAUUCAUAUGCGAAUUCUGCCUAUCCUUCUUUGUGCACGAGAGCGAGCUGCAGCGGCAUGCGCUGUUCUGCGAAUGCCGUCAUCCACCGGGAAAUGAAAUAUAUCGGGAUGACAGGGUUUCAAUGUUUGAAGUUGACGGGACUUACUUUAGGGUUUACUGCGAGAAUUUGUGUUUCCUCUCCAAGUUGUUUCUUGAUCACAAGACCUUGAGACACCCUGUGAAUUUAUUUGUAUUUUAUGUUAUGACGGAGUACGACAGUAAAGGGCAUCAUAUAACGGGGUACUUCUCUAAAGAAAAACACUCAAAGAAUAAUCUUUCUUGUCUCCUCACUCUUCCUCAGGAAUUAUCAGAGGCAACAUCAAUAGAGUUUCAAGAUGUGGUGGUUUGUUUAGAGAAGCAAGGAGUGCUGCAGGUAAAGGGAGAUUGCUGUUUCUUGCUGCUGCCACCAGAGAAGAUGCAAGCGCUGCAGAAAAGUGUGGGGCGGCCAUCAAGGCCCGUGCUGCAGCACGCGCUGCAUUGGGUACCUUAUGAUUACUAUACUGCUCCCUUAGAACCACUGCCGCAGCAGUAA